This is a messenger RNA of Triticum urartu, 1854 nucleotides long. RefSeq names its product BPS1-like protein (gene BPS2). NCBI's taxonomy places the organism in Eukaryota, Viridiplantae, Streptophyta, Magnoliopsida, Poales, Poaceae. The record is from RefSeq and is a predicted model, not a curated record.
GCCUCGCCCAUUUUCUAACCUAUCCCCUCGCUGGGUGCCACCACUCUCGCACCUAACGGCAGAAAACAGAGCACAAAACUUCCCCCACCAGACGCCGCGAACUUCCCCCCAAAUCCCCAACCCAAGCUCGAAUCGGCUCCGACGCGCAUCGAAUCGAGUGAGAUGAGCCGCCCGGACGACGGACAUAGGUCUUUCUUCCCUGUGGGAAACCCCUUCCGGGUCAUCCUCCCAGGGGGACCUCACCUGCCUCGGAAGCUCCAGGCGCUGCUCAAGUCAUACGAGGAUGCCCUGGCCUUGAGCUUGAGGAAGCUAAAGCCGGAGAAUCCCUUGGAGGUCCUCACCUUGUCCUGGAUGAGGCUUGCCGUGGAUUGCUUGUCAGAGCUGCAUGCCAACAUAGGCACCCUGAUAACCGAGCUCGAGCUGCCUGUCUCGGAUUGGGAUGAGAAGUGGGUGGACAUUUACUUGAACAGCAGCGUUAAGCUGCUGGACAUCUGCAUCGUGCUGAGCUCGGAGCUCGCUCGGUUGGAUCAAGGGCAGUUGCUUGUCAAGUAUGUCCUGCAUGUGUUGGACACCAAAAGCGGUGUGCUGUCAUUGGAGCAGCUCAAGCGAGCUGAGGUAUCACUUAAGGAGUGGAUGGACAAGGUGGACACAGCGCGCCCAAGACUCGACAGCUGCUCAACGGCCUUGCAGGAACUUGCUGGGAGCCUUUGUCUGAUGAAGGUCAAGAAUUCUGCUAAGGGGAAGGUCCUCAUGAGAGCUUUGUAUGGAAUAGAGUCUGUGACAGUCUUUACCUGCAGCGUCUUUGUGGCUGCACUGUCAGGCAGUCCCAAUCCAUUGGUGGAGUUGCAUGUCCCUCAGAAAUUUGGUUGGGCACAGGCCUUCAAUGAGCUUCAUGCUACCAUCAGUGGGGAAGUCAAAAGGCAAUUAUCCAGGGGAAGUGUUUCAGCUGUAAAAGAGCUGGAAGAAGUCGAAGCAUGUGCCAGGAAACUGCAUGCGUUGACUAGGACUGCUCAGCUUGAAGAAGAAAAUGACAACCUGGCUUGUGCUGUGAGCCUUUCAAAGCAAAUGGUGAUGCCGGACAUCACUGAACAGAAAGAAAAACCCGAGUGUAAUCUUAAGUCGGCUGAUGACAGUAGCCAGGAAUGUGAAGUGAUCAUGACAGAGAUUGGUACUGAAGAAGGAACACAAGAAGCUGAAAUUAUGCAGGAUACCCACUGUGAGAAUAAGCUGAGCACGCUUGAGAGUAUCAGUGAAGAUGACAAGAUGAUAAGUGGGGCAAAUGGCUUCAUCGACGAGAAUAUGACCAUCGUUCCUGAGAGAACCAGCAUCUCGGAAGGUAGAGAAGAGCUGCUGGACUGUAUCUCCAGCAUGUCAAAAAGCGCCGAGGGGCUUCGGCUCGGGUUGGAUUCGUUGUCCAAACGAGUCGGGGACUUCUUCCAGAUCGUGCUUACAGGACGUGACGCGUUGCUCUGCAACCUAAGGAUGUCAGAUGCAGCAAGCAAGGUCACCGAGGUUAGGUCUUGAUUCACUACGUUUCAGCUGUGUAUGUUCUCUGUUGGUGUAACAUGUGUAUAGACGGCUGAGCAACGCAUGCUUGUACACCGCUCUUCUGACCUGUGGCGGUCCCUGCUCAGCCUCACCGGAACUAAGCUAGGGCACCACAUUUCAGCGGCGAUGUGCAUAAUCUUGGGCUGCCGGUUGUGUUGUGUGGGGUUGUAUGUGUCGUAGGUUUGAUAGUCCUUGUGUUCUUCGUUUUUUUGACGAGUAGAAGUAGUAGACAAAUACCGAGUCAUAUUAGUGUACAGUAUCAGUGGAAUGUACAAUGCCGAGAGGACAGUAACUGUUUCAUAUGUA